AUGCGUAUCCUCAUAGGUUUUGACUGCCGACUCGUCGGUGGAGCUCGUGAAUUGAGGGAGGUAGGUAUGUCGGAUGGUUAUUUGCCAGUCGAUGGCAAUGACAACGACAUCGACUCAAGCGCGGGAUAUCAGAACGGGGACAGCAAGCACAGCAAGGACGGCGACAGCGACGGGGAAGGCUUCAGCGAUAAUGAGAAUGAAGACCCCUUCAAUAGGAGGAAGAGCAUCCGGUUCAACAGGAACUACUAUGGCCUGGGGACUAGAAUCGCCGAUGUCGUCCUCCACGGAGGACACGGAGGCGACCAUCUGCCUGAUCAUGGGAAAACGGAGCUCACUGGCUGGGCGUCAAUCUGGCUGGCGUAUCAAUCCAUCGGGGCUCUUUACGGAGAUGUUGGCACCAACCCGCUCUAUGUUUUCUCCUCGACGUUUGCGACACCCCCGCCCGGUGAAGACCUAAUUGGAGUACUCUCGCUUAUAACCUGGGCGUUGAUACUGAUUGCGACGAUUAAAUAUGUCGGGAUCGUUUUACGCGCUAAUGAUAAAGGCGAAGGCGGUUCUUUUGCGCUCUUCUCACUGAUACAACGUUAUGUCGACAUUGAUAACCAGAACCGGGACGCAUCGGACUUCCUUGUAAACGACGACGAGAAGCAACUGCGGCCGUUUAAUCUCAAGGCUAUGAACCUGUUGAAGAGGAGUUCUAGAGCAAAGAAUGUUGUUAAGGUUUUCGCGGUGCUCGGUGUUUGUAUGGUGAUAUCAGACGGCGCUUUAACUCCUGCACAAUCCAUCCUUGCUGCUGUUCAAGGGCUCCAAAUUGCUGCGCCGAAUAUUGAAACCCAUACUCUGGUAGCAAUUGCCUGCGUCCUGAUCAUUUUUCUCUUUGCUUUGCAGCCGUUCGGCACAUCUAAACUGAGCAGUUAUUUCACGCCCAUUGUGAUUGUAUGGUUGAUGUUCAAUGUCAUAUCAGGGGUCUAUCUUAAUGCUAACCAUGAUAAUUCUGCCACCAGGGCAAUACGGGUCUCGUGGCUAUGUUUUGCGCUCCCUUGUUUGCUCCUCACGUACUGUGGUCAAGCCGCCUUUAUCAGCGUCCAUCCAGAAGCGGUCGUGAACCCACUGUUCAAAUCAGCGCCCCCGGGGAUGUACUGGCCGCUCUUUCUGCUCUCGAUACUGACAUCGAUUGUUGCAUCCCAAGCCAUGCUUACGGGGACUUUUCAACUCAUGUCACAAGGCAUUCGAAUGGGAUAUCUGCCCAACAUCCGGGUUGUCCACACCUCGAAGCGAGUUUCUAGCCAAAUUUAUAUCCCUGGGGCAAACUGGCUGAUGAUGCUUACGGCACUUGUCGUUACUGCAGUUUUUAAAACGGUGAACCUCAGCACCCCAGCGGCAUUAAGUUUCGGCAAUGCCUACGGAACAUGCGUUGUCGUGGUCGGCUUUAUUACCACUUGGCUCGUCGCCCUUGUAUCCACUAUUAUCUGGAACGUCCAUGUCGUGAUUGUCAUGCCAAUAUUCUUGUUUUUCGUGUCUAUCGAUGGCCUGUUCGUUUCGUCUGCAUUGUACAAAGUUCCAUCCGGUGGCUGGUUCACUAUUGCCAUGGCUGUAAUUCUCUCAAGCACUCUCCUCGCCUGGAAUUAUGGUGAAGAGUGCCAACUGGAAGCAGAUAGAGAUGAGUCCUCUCUAUCCCACGCAAGGCUAUUUGGCGACACGAAUGGGACGCUGUUUAUCCGCGAGGGAGAUAAACAUAUCGACGUGAAGAUAAUUAGAGGAAUGGGAAUAUUCCUCGUUGAAACCGAUUUGAAUUCUCCUCCGGUCUUUGAUCACUUUCUGAGAACAUUCGAAGCGUCUCAUGAAAUAACUGUUCUGCUACACAUCAAUCGUAUCCCUAAAUAUCAUGUUUCCCCCUCAAACCGGCUCCAAAGCUCUGCAACCCCCAUCCGUGGGGUAUAUCGCGUCACCCUCUGUCUUGGUUACGGCGAUACCAUCAGCUGGGUCACCUUCGAGCAAUCGUUAAUAGAUGAGUUGGAAAUGCUGAUAUCCAACAAUACCGCUGCCGCCCCACCCACCGACGCUGAGACUGACUGCGACCUUGACCCUCAUCAAAGCCAACCACUCAAAUCAUCAUCGCCACGGUCACCCUUUUCCUUCCAGCUCCCCAGGUCCACUUCAUCCGGCGACAUCCCCCUGUCAAUCAUGUCAACGAUUCAAACCCAAGCAGACCAUCACCAACACGAACGGCUCGCCCCCCCGGAUCUAAAAGCCAUAACACAAAAGCCCAUCACGUAUAUAAUCUGCAAGGACAAGCUGUUUAUCAAGGAGGAGUCGAACUUUGUGCGCCGGGCGAUACUCACGGUAUUUGUGGCCGUGAGGAAUCAGCAGCGGACGAAGUUAUCGCAGCUGGAAGUGCCGGCUGACCGGCUGGUGGAGAUUGGGUUCUCGAGGGCUGUGUAG
Histoplasma mississippiense is the source of this 2442-nucleotide messenger RNA. RefSeq lists its product with no specific name. Gene Ontology annotation, molecular function: potassium ion transmembrane transporter activity. The record is from RefSeq and is a predicted model, not a curated record. Bases 1 to 2442 code for a protein of 813 amino acids. The transcript is spliced from 12 exons. NCBI's taxonomy places the organism in Eukaryota, Fungi, Ascomycota, Eurotiomycetes, Onygenales, Ajellomycetaceae. Gene Ontology annotation, cellular component: membrane. Gene Ontology annotation, biological process: potassium ion transmembrane transport.